Molecule: messenger RNA, 1758 nt
Organism: Sinocyclocheilus grahami
Lineage: Eukaryota; Metazoa; Chordata; Actinopteri; Cypriniformes; Cyprinidae
Exons: 3
Coding region: 89-1432 (447 amino acids)
Biological process (GO): modulation of chemical synaptic transmission; negative regulation of neuron apoptotic process; nerve development
Cellular component (GO): dendrite; axon; synaptic vesicle
Molecular function (GO): nerve growth factor receptor binding; growth factor activity
Source: RefSeq, a predicted model, not a curated record
AGACUGACGGACUGUAGAAUCAAUGUGGUUUUCGCCGAAGAGACGCGUGGCCCGAGACUCACCUAAACGUUGACACGUCUUGGGAGUGAUGCACUGGCUUCCCCUGGUUGCCAUGGUGAUCGCCUCGGCCCUGCCUUUCCCUCAAAGUCCUGUGCCCAGGCUUGUUGCCGCAAUGAAAGAGCCUGGCAGAAACGACAGCAGCAGCAGCAGCGUCCCGACCAACUCAUCAGUGGACCAUGACUCUUCUCACAACAACUACAGUACACAUGACAUAGCUCCUCACAGAACAGACGAUAAGCAGAGCACAUUUGAGGAGGACCAUAUAUCCAGAGGUAGAGCAAACCAAGAGAAUCUUCUAACAGAAGACAUUUUUGUCAAUAACCCAAAGCAGGACCACACAGGUGGAGGAAGGACUACCGGAGCAGAUGCCUCCAGGCCGCAUAAUCCUAGGAAAUACAAAUCACAAAAAAUAGCCAGUUCCCAAAGCAACGAUAUUCUCAAGGACUAUCAGCUUAAAAUUAGCCAGUUUCAUGAAGAAAGCAGUAUUGAGGCAGAGACUUUACUUGAAGACGACAGGAACGCAAGAAGUGAACUGAAAGACGGGCCUCUUGAAGGUCCGAACGUCUCUCUGCAGAGCCCUCCAGUGCAGGAACAUCUGGACGAAGCUCAGACAAAUGCGAAAGAGUUGCUGCAGCAAUCUGGAGGCUUUGGAGCAGAACCGGGCUUUGGGUUUGAUGACAUAGGCCUACGAGAAGAAGAUCAGCUGCUUUUGCUGGAUGCCCAUCCACGGGUACUCUUCUCCCCGGCCCUUUCCCCACCCAAACACCCGCCUCUGCUCUUAAUGCUGGAGUUGGGCUUAUUGGCCGAUGACGUUGAGGACGAGGAAAGUCACAUGAUGGAUGCUGCCACGUCUGGUCACGGAGGCGACAAAGACGCAUACAGAAACUUACUCUUGGGUCUCUCUGAUUCUGAUGGCCCGGUUCCAGGUGUCCGCCGCAAGCGGCAAGCCGCCCACAGCGCACAAGGCAUCGAACGCUCCGUAUGCGAGGCCGAAAGCGCGUGGGUGACCAACAAGAAGACGGCGGUGGACUUUCGGAGCAACACUGUCACUAUUCUGCAAGAGAUCCAGACCCAGACUGGGCCGCUCAAGCAGUAUUUCUAUGAAACAAAGUGCCAUUCAAAUAGGAAAGGUGAAGUGCAGGCGGUGGAGGGGGCCAGCUGCUUGGGGGUGGAUAAGAAACACUGGAUGAGCAGGUGCGAAACCAAGCAGUCGUACGUACGCGCGCUCACCUCGGAUGAAAACAAGAGGAUAGGAUGGAGGUGGAUCCGUAUUGACUCCUCCUGUGUUUGCGUGCUGCUCACUAGAGGAACGUACUACACUGAGAAGAAGUUGGAGAGGGGCAGAGUGCGAGAAGGCAGAAGUUACAGAUAGCUUGGACUGUCUGAACAAAGGAUUGACGCAGAGUUCAUGUGAAUAAAAGAGCGUUUAAGGGACUGUAUCUGUUCUGGUCCACUGUGUGGGGGAUAUUUCUUUUCCAGAUGUUCCUGCAUCGCACCUGACAAAACCUUAUCGCUGUACCCCAGUGUCUCGCUGAGGGAUGGUCAUGAAAAUCACCCUCAUGUUGCUCAAAACCUGUAUGAUUUAUUUUCUCCUGUGGAACACAAAUGGAUACAGUGGUGGAGUUUUUGGACACUAAGGCUGAUGAUACACGGGGCAACUUUUUGAGCAAUGUUGCAAUCAACGGACAACCAGGUGAG